This is a messenger RNA of Fukomys damarensis (Damara mole-rat), 2376 nucleotides long. It is a transcript of the gene Smtnl1, whose product is annotated as smoothelin like 1. Gene Ontology annotation, cellular component: microtubule organizing center; filamentous actin. Gene Ontology annotation, biological process: actin cytoskeleton organization. NCBI's taxonomy places the organism in Eukaryota, Metazoa, Chordata, Mammalia, Rodentia, Bathyergidae. The transcript has 8 exons. Gene Ontology annotation, molecular function: protein binding. The record is from RefSeq and is a predicted model, not a curated record. The coding region runs from base 52 to 1398 and encodes 448 amino acids.
AACCCGAGCCGGCCUGGCCCUGGCGGGAGUGUUGAACCAACAGGGUAAGCAAUGCUCGCUCCCGGGCCAGACGAGCCACGGCACCUCCGCCUAAAGGAGACAGGGAGCCGCGGGAGGAAGGCGCCGGCUCCCACGCAGGCCGAGCCCAGCCGAGCGGCACCCCAGCAGCACCGCCUUUGCAGGAGGUCAGCGGACGAGCGGCCGCGGCAGUUGGGGCGGGGCGCAGACAUGGAGUCCAAGGAAGGGAAGCUGGCCGAGGAGGGGAGCAGGGUCUCCCCAGCCACAGAGGAGCCCGAGAUGUCAGGGGCUUCCGCUAAGGCGACCGCAGCCCCGGCGGGGAAGACGGACGUGGAGGAUGCUGUCCCCACAGGGCCGCAGGGUGAAGCUGGGCGGCUAGAGGAGAAGCAAGGGGGGGAGCCCCAGAAGGAGGCCGGCGGGAAGGAGGCCAGCAGAAAGGAGGAGGAGGCCACAGUGGCCUCUCUGGAGACAGUGGACAGGAAGGAGGAGACCAGAGCUGAACCCCGGGAGGACGGGGAAGGGCAGGAGGCCACGCCGGCUGCACAGAAGCCAGUCCAUGAGAAAGAGGUCCCAGCGGAACCUGAGGAGAAAGACAGAGGAAACGGCAAAGACAAACCCACGCCCACAGAGGCUGGCGGGCACGAUGCCGUCCAAGAGGCCACAGCAGGACCUCAGAAGGCAGCUGUGGACAACAAACCCCCAGAGGCUGAUGGAAAGGAGGAGGCCGAAAGGGGUGCAGAGGAAAUGGAGCCCAGAGGCCCCGGGGAAGAGCAAGAGCAGUAUGAGGACAGAGAGCCGGAGGAGGGACUCAUGGGGGCCCCCAGCUCCCCUGAGGAGUGGCCCGAGAGCCCCACCGAGAGCCCCACCGAGGAGGGCCCCAGCCUCAGGCCAGAUGGAGAGGGCCCGGCGCCCACAGCCUCAGAAGAGACCGGCCCUGGGGACAGGCCCCAGAACCCACAGCAUGAGGAGUUCGGGCCCUCGGCACUGCCUCAGUGUGGCUCCUUACCCGCUGCCCGGCAGCUCAGAGGUCAGCAUCACCUGGGGAGCCCGGACCAGGGCUCUCUGCUCACCGGCUGCAUGACCCACGUGGACGUGCAGAACUUCUCGUCCAGCUGGAGCAGCGGCAUGGCCUUCUGCGCCCUCAUCCACAAGUUCUUCCCGGACGCCUUCGACUAUGCGGCGCUGGACCCUGCCGCGCGCCGGCACAACUUCACCCUGGCCUUCUCCACCGCAGAGAAACUGGCUGACUGCGCCCAGCUGCUGGACGUGGACGACAUGGUGCGGCUGGCAGUGCCCGACUCCAAGUGCGUCUACACCUACAUCCAGGAGCUGUACCGCAGUCUCGUGCAGAAAGGGCUGGUGAAGACCAAGAAGAAGUGACAGCUGAGUCAGGAGGGUCUCACUGCCACCCCUUGGGGACAGCAGAGCUGGGGGUCAGGCAGGGACAGGUGGCCCCCAUCUUGGCUGUAUUAAAAGGACUUUCGUAAAACCCUGUCUCGGUGUGUGGCACCUCUCCCUCCCCUGCCACACACAUCCCACAGAUGCGGCCAAAAAUAAACCACCGGCACGGGGCGGAUGGUUUGGUGACCGGGGGAUGAGGACUCCAACUCCAGCAAAACAUACGUGGACUGGGGACUUGAUGGUGUCACAGGAAGACGUGGGGGGCUCGCGAGUGCAGCUCACAGGUGACCCUGGGACUCGCGCCCUUGCUCCUCCCUCUAGGGCUGUCUGUCGCCCCCUCUGCUUCCUGGUCGCAGUGAGACAAGCAGCUCUGCUCCACUAGACCCUUCUGCCAUGUUUCUGCUGAGGCAGGGCACGCAGCGGGCCCUGGGCUGAACCUCUGCAGCGGGGAGCCUGGGUGGCCCUUCUCCUGAGCCCGUUGUCCUCGGGUGCCAGGCCACGGUGGCCGACGCCACGCUCACUCCACAGCCGCCGGUGGCGCCCUCCCAAGUUCUCCCCAGCUCUUCCCGCGCUUUCCCCUGGCUGGGGGCUCCAGGGACGGGGUGGAGGGGAAGAUUCUCCGGGAAUCUCAGUUACGGCUUGGAUCUGGACGUCUCCCCAAAGGCUCACACACCCAUCGCUGGGGCUGGUUCUAGGGUGCAUGAUACCAGGGCCAAGAGUGUGGGACACUAAAUCAGUCCACUAUUGGAGUCAGCAGAGCUGUGAGUGUGGCUGGAUGGGUUUACUGAGGACAGAAGUCCACAAUGAACACGGCACUGCCCGAAAGGUUUGUAGCCUGGAUGGAAUAAAAGGGAAAGGGCGAGCGGCUGUGAAUUCAGCAGGACGGCACCACACCGGCCUUGCAAGCACAAGGUCCUGAGUUCAGUUCCCUGCACUGCCAAAAAAAAAGAGGGAGGC